Messenger RNA from Protopolystoma xenopodis, 609 nucleotides. NCBI's taxonomy places the organism in Eukaryota, Metazoa, Platyhelminthes, Monogenea, Polystomatidea, Polystomatidae. The record is from the annotation of a GenBank genome assembly.
AUGCAUGACUCACUGACGAUGCCGACUAUGAUCCCGGCGAAACGUCUGGGAAUGUACUACGUCCACGGUCAGACUCUGGAAAGUAUGCUGCAUACAAUGGACUCCGGACAAGGCGCUUUCUUCUACCUUCUUGAUCGUUUGUCUGAGGUUCAAGAAGAGAAUUGUGUUUUCCGACGCCAGAUCGCCAGAUUGGAAAGUGAGCUGGUAGAGAAACGGCGCACUCUUCAAGCCAUACUUGAUGGUUGCCUCGAAGUUAAGCCUACCUCUGCAAACUCUUCACAUUUUCAGUCGUCCUCAUCCUCGUCUUUGCUUGUAUCCGGCACUGACGACCCAAUUGCAACAUCUCUUCCAUCUUCUCGCACUCCUUAUGAGAUUACCAACAAUGGCCCUGCAAUUGGAUCGCCUUCUGCUGCCUUUCGCCGUCUGGCUAGUGUAUCUAAACAACUGGGGCCGCAAAUUGAUGCCCAAAAUAUUCAGCGUUUGAAGCAGAUGUGCGAAGAGCUUAUUGCCCGUAACCUCAUACUUGAGGAUCUGGUGCGCCAUUUUGAAACAAGACAGUCGGAAUCCACUCAACAUGUUACUCCACACACAGGGAAGCUUCUCAUUUGA